AAGCACAAGCAGCGCCAGGCUGUGGCGGGGAGAGGGCGAGAAUGUCUCAUGCUUGGCGCUCGGACUACUUGUGGCACAGUAUUCCUCCGCCGGUCUACGCGGAGCCAGGCGAGGCGUCGCUGGCAGCGCGGCGCCCUUCGGGCCGUGUGAGCGCCCCACGGCGGACGACCCGGCGGAGCGGGGGCGGCACUGCCCACUGAGGCUGCCCGAGGAGCCGAGUGGCUCCCAAGGAGGAGCUUGAGGAGGGGAGGUGUCCUUCUCGCCCCCACCUCAAUUUCAGGGAGCGCCUAACACUCUUGCCGCGGGCGGGUGGAGCCUCGGUGCGGCCCUGAGGCGGUGGCAGCCCCGGGAACUCUGCCGCCGGGUAGGCGUCUCAGACCACCUCGUGCUUGUCAAUGCUGUUUCCUGCUUCCUCGUCCCUGGGACGGGGGAUAGCCCGCACCCUGGCUCUGUUUCUUGGCAAGCCCCGGCAGCGCCCUGUGGCACGGCUGCUCGUGAACAGCGUGGCCGGGAUCGCGAGUCGGGAAGCGUCCCCUCCACAUCGCAAGUGUGGGCUGAGAAAGUGGCGCUUUGCAGACCCUUUUUUUGGUGUUCCUCCUGACUGUGGCCUUUUCUGAGUCUUAACAUAUUUACCUCUUCUUUGUGUGUAUAAAAAUGUUGAAAAGACUGUUGAAGAAUUGAAGUCAAGUCUUAAUGUGAAAAUAAAAUGGGGGAGUUCUAGAACCUUGAGAACAACUCGACUCAGUAUUCUUGCCCCAGGAACGAAGACUAAUCCCAAGAGUUCGCACCUAAAAUCAUGCCAUCUGAAAAUGAACAUUUUUUUUGUGAUAAAAGGCAAAUUAACUUGUUAAAGCACAAUGCUGCAAAGAAUUUUUCUACAGAUACUACUUUGGAAAAAGCACUGGUGAAUGAUACUUUAAGUAUGGUGACUCAACCAGCAAUUGCAGAUGUCAGUCUCUCUUACAAACUAAAAAAUGUGAAAAUUGAGUUACCUAAGGUGAACAUUCCAAAUGAAGUAUUAAUGAAGCACGAAGUUGAUAGAUUUAGAAAACUCUUUCAGUGUAAAGAGCAAACUGCAAGGAAGUCCUUAAGUUUAGAGAAAAUAAAUGGAAGCAAUCUCAAUUGUUCUGAGGAAAUCCACUUGCAAAAUAAACCAGAAGUGCAAUUUGAAGAAGGGUUGAAAACUGCAGCAAAGAUACUGAAUUUCACCUGUACGAAGUGCAAGAAUAAUGUUAGAUACAGCCCAAAUGACCUGCAGAAACAUUUUCAGUUGUUACACUAUGGCGAGUUGCCUUCCUAUCCUUGUGAGAUGUGUAAUUUCUCGGCUAAUGACUUUCAGUCUUUUAAACAGCAUAGACGCACCCAUCGUAGCACUUUAGUAAAAUGUGAGCUCUGUAAUGAUGAGCAAAUAUACACUUUGUUGGAUUUGACAAAACACUUCACAUCAGAGCAUUGUGUAAAUGGUCACUUUAAAUGUGAGAAAUGCGGGUUUUCUACCCAGGAUGUGGGUACGUUUGUCCAGCACAUUCACAGACAUAAUGAGUUUCCAUCUAAAUGUGGAAAAUGCCAUCACGUAAGCUUUACAAAAGAGGAGUUCCAGGAACAUCACCUUGUUCAUACCAGUACAUUUCCUUUUGUUUGUCAAUACUGCAAUUACAGAACACCACAGAAGGACUGCCUUUUAAAACACAUCAUAGCUUUGCAUAGAGACCACUUAUAUGCAAAAGAAAAACUGGAAAAGGAGAAAUGUGAAAACGGAGUAGUGAAGACUCCAGCAGGACUGAAACUUGUGUUAAGAAGGUAUAAAAUGGGAGCAUCUAAAAAGGCAUUCUGGAGACGGGAAAAUAUAAGUGAUAGUGGUGACAGAACUGGAGAAAAUGUGCAAGUACUAAGAAGCGUGAAUGAAAAUCAAACAAAAGCUGAGGAGCGGAACCAGCGUAUGAGUGAUAAGAAGACAAAUGAAGAAAAAGAUCAAACUAUGUAUGUGGAAAAGCAUAAUUUUAUGAGUGGAGUGCUCUCUGCUACUGCUGCACAAUACAGUAAAGCAGAUGAUGGAACAAGUUACAGUUUGGGAUUACUGAGAAAUGCUGUUCAUGGGCCAACAGUAUUGAUGGUCAGAAACAAUAAAAUAUCUGUUCCAGCUAAUUACAGUGCUAAAUUUAUGGGAUUUAAAAUUGUUGAUGGAAAACAACAUAUUGUUAUAAAAUUAUUACCUACAAGUAAGCAAAACACACAUUUGAUGAGGCAGAAAGCUGAUCCUGUUAAAGGUGGUUCUACAACUCCUUUGCCACAGACUGCUGGUCCCUGUGGCUUGUCUUCAGGUGCUAUUCCACAUGUAACUGAUCAGCCAACCGUAAAGAACAAUUCUGUUCACCCAUUCGUCUCCCCUCUAUUUUCUUGUUCUGCUCCUCCUUCAGCAAAAACAAUAGUGGAAAAACAAAAUAGUUCCUUAUUGUGUGGUAGGAGUGUUUCUCAAACUGUAGCAUCUUCUAAUGUAGCUGUAGGAAAAAGUUUGAAUUAUUUGCCAGUGAAGUUGAGCUCAACUAUACCUGCAUGUGAUGAUGUGACAAAAGCUGGAACUCAGAGUAGCAUCUUGUGGGGAAGCUAUAGUCCUCCAUGUCAUCCUCAGGUGUUACCACCCACUAUUACAAAUACACUUCACUAUGAUUCUAUGAAAAUGCCUUUCUUUCCUGAGCAGAAAAUACAAAAUGGUAGCCUGAAUAAUAGUAAUGGAACUAAUAAUCUCUAUUAUUCAACUUCAGUGGAUUCUUCCAAUGAGGGGUUGCUGUCUUUUCACAACUAUUCAAAAAUGGACACUUCGUCUAAUCCAUGUAGCAUUUGGAUGUCAACUGAUGACAGACACAAAGAAUUUGUAUCUAGUAAAACAGUUUCUUUUCAAAACAGUAGGAGAAAUGAGUCUGCAUCUUCAUAUUCAGAGUUGGUGAAGGGCUUAAAACCAGAGAAAAUUGUAUCAGCCCACUCAAAUGUUUAUAAAACUUGCGGACAUACAGAAACUAAGAGUAACUCUUCGUCUUCUAAAAGCCCAUCUAAAUAUGUUGUUGAUGGCAAGUGUUUUGUGGAGGAUCAGUAUAAUGGUCAGCAGUAUUUGGAUGCAAGCAUACACCAAGGCUUUGAGAACAUAGCUGAAAAAUACCAAGAAAAUGCUUCUGAUUGUGUUAACUCAGUCUUAAUGCCUAAAAUCACAUCUGUUUUCUCAUUGCAGAGUGAACAGGCAGCUAAUUAUUUAUCACCCGAAAUAAACCAGUUGCUGCAAGAUGUGUUAAAAGUGAAAGCCACUAAGCAAGAAUCCCCCAGCAAAUCAAGUAACUGUGUGAAAUGUCAUUGUGACAAUCUGCUCUCUUGUCACAAGGAAGGGAAUAAAGCCUUUACCCAUUUAAAGACCUCAGCAACUCCUUCUGGUUUUCAGAGGCCUCCUUCUAAUGUAGACUUUCAUUUAUGUAAGAGAGAAUUGAACACAAGAUGUAGCACAAAUGAAGGUACACAUUGUGGGAGAGAAAGACAGACACCCAGAACAUCAUUUGAUUCACAGGGAAUGGAUAAAUUGUCCAGGCAUCUCGGUGGUGGUACGUUGUUAAAACCUCUUACAGAUGCAAUCGUAGCACAGCAGUUAGUAAAAGAUAAAAUGCUAUCUACAACCCAGCAUACCAAGGGCUUCUCACCGGUUCUUCAUGAACAGAAGAAAACUCUUUUAGUUCAGUCACCUCCAUCAGGAGUUUUUGUUCCUUUGCACCUUGCUAACCAACCUGGACUGCAGGUGGUUUCAGGAAGAUCUCUUCCAUCAACUAGUUCAGAAGGGCAUGUGACUAAACAUGUACCUGCAUCUUGUGUUUUAAAUAAAGGACCUGGAAUGAUUUUAGCUUUUGGUGGGGCAACUGGAACAGUUGCAGAUGUCCCUAGUGAUAGUUCUCAGGUUUUAGGGGGAGUUGCAUCUGGAGAAUAUGGUAGAAUAACCAUACCAGCUUCAAAAGUGGAGGGGAAAAAUGACAGUUCUGAAAGUGUAAGAAGGUCCUGUAAUAGGAGACUAUGUAGUACGGCAAAUGUCUCAUUGAAUAGUGUGCCAUUCAAAGGACCUCUUGUAUUUACAAACUCAUCAGAGUCAUCUGCGAAAGGAAUUUCUUCUGUGAAGGUGUUACCAGAGCAUCAGGAUACUGUCUUUGGUUCCUUGGAGUCGGUAAAGCAAGAGGAAAUGAAACAGAAGGAAUGCGUUUAUGCACUUUUGCCCGAUGGACAGCAAGCAGUUUUUCUGAAACAUGCGACACCAACCAAACCUGUGGUUUGCAAACGCAGUGUUUUUCAGGAUAAUGCUCAGUAUCAAAAUUGUCAACCAAAGAAAACUGGAGCCAUGCAACAAAAGCUUUUGCUGAAAAUUGAGACUUCUAUGUCAGAUACCCUGGCUGAUACCACUCAGUCAGUAAGCAACUCAGUGCCCUCACUGCAGUUGGAUAACUUGCAGUCUCUUACUCCUGCACUAGCACAGAAACAAACUGAUCUUACUUCUAAUGAUGCCUUAAUCUUACCAGGUAGGUUAAUGCCAGCAAAUGCCUCUUUGGCGAGCUCCAGUCCAGUGUGUUGUGUUCCUCCCGUGGAACCUGUUUGUUCUAUGAAAUCUGCAGGGGCACUGUGGCAAAAGGGUUCUAUGGAGAGUACACAAGUAAUAACUGCUAACAACAGGAAUAACUUCGUCAGUCAGAAGUCUACAUGGAGCACACGAAACAGAACUGCAAAAGUAAAACCUCAUUUAAAACAAACUGGGUCUAAAAGUUCGGAAACUGUGGAUGUACAAAGAAACAAGAAUUACAAACGGAAAACUAAGGAUAACCACCCAGCACCUCCAAGAAAGAAAGUAGUGUUGCACAGAAAGUGUAAGGGAAAGAAUCAGCCCAAUGUUUUUAGUGAAUCAGGUGUCCUUUACAAACCAAGGGCAUCGAAAGACACUGUGAGGACUUUGAAAUUACUUCCUUUUAAUUCUAAACAGCUUGUAAAAUGCCCUCGGAGAAAUCAACCAGUGGUUGUGCUCAACCAUCCUGAUGCAGAUGUUCCAGAAGUUGUAAAUGUGAUGAAAACCAUUGCUAAAUUUAGGGGACAUGUUCUUAAGGUUUCAUUGUCAAAAAGAACUAUCAAAGCGCUUCUUCAGCCACCCCUCUGCAGUCCUUUGAGCGUAACUACUAAUGGGCCUUCUCAGAAGAGGCACAGGACAAUAAAACCUGUUAGGCCUGUAAAAGAAAGAUUUGUCUUAAAAUUGACACUGAAAAAGACUAGCAAAAACAAUUACCAGAUUGUGAAAACUACCUCUGAUAAUACCUUGAAAGCUAAGUUUAGCUGCUGGUUUUGUGGUAGAAUAUUUGACAAUCAGGAUAGUUGGGUAGGACAUGGACAGAGGCAUCUGAUGGAGGCUACUCGAGACUGGGAUUCAUUAAUAUAAUGAUGACCAGUGAAGAAAACAAUUGUCAUACCUGACAGAGUUUUAAAAGAGAAUCAAUUGAAUUGGGAUACACAAAUAAUUUUGGUGUGAAUUUCAGUGUUGUAACUGAAGUUUGAAAAUGAUGUAAGGUGCUUGGGUUUUAAAAGGAAGAGCAGAUUCUCUGUUGCCAUCAGGCUUUGAAAGAGAUCAAGGAGCUUUGUGGUUUAGGUAACUUGUAACUAACUGCAAAUACGAUUCCAUAAAAAUACAUAUAUUUUUUUGUUACUACUAUCAUGUCCUAUAUUUUUAUUCUAUAGAAUGAGUCUUCAGGGCUUUUGUUCGAUACGUAUUUAAAACCUAAACAUGUAAAUAUUUUUAUACUUUUCAGUUACUUGGUAUAAUUCUUGCACAGAAAUUAUCCCUCCCCUUGCUAUUUUUCAGUUCUGUGCAUGCACUACUAAAUCCAAUUUAAGACAAUUCAACAGUUGUUAUCCUGGGAUUUUUAUUUUCACUUGUUAGCUCUUGAUAUUGUUUUUCAGGGAUUGAACACUAUUGUUAGCAAGUGCCUAAAAGAUGUGAAGCAGUUUACAUUAUGUCAGCUGUAUAACCAGGUCCAUAUAGGGCCAUUUCCCCAAUAGGUUCAUUUAAACAAAGCCAUAUGUGAAUGCUUUAAGCUAUAUUGCUAUGCACAUGACACUUCUACUAUUUCUGUGCAGUUUGUCUACUUUCUUAGUGAAGUAUUUUUCAUAUAAAUAAAUCAUGUUAUGAUUGUGUUAAUAAGGUGAGCUUGAGAAUUGAAUCAGUUGAAAAUAUAUAUAUAUUCAUAAUGUCCGGUGUUUAAGAAUGGUGAACAUUCCUAACCUGUAUGGACUCUGUCACUAUUAAAUUCGCUAUAACUUGUG
This is a messenger RNA of Dryobates pubescens (Downy woodpecker), 6324 nucleotides long. It is a transcript of the gene ZNF518A, whose product is annotated as zinc finger protein 518A. Bases 797 to 5443 code for a protein of 1548 amino acids. Gene Ontology annotation, cellular component: nucleus. The transcript is spliced from 3 exons. The record is from RefSeq and is a predicted model, not a curated record. Gene Ontology annotation, biological process: regulation of transcription by RNA polymerase II. NCBI's taxonomy places the organism in Eukaryota, Metazoa, Chordata, Aves, Piciformes, Picidae. Gene Ontology annotation, molecular function: DNA-binding transcription factor activity, RNA polymerase II-specific; RNA polymerase II transcription regulatory region sequence-specific DNA binding.